Camellia sinensis is the source of this 1253-nucleotide messenger RNA. NCBI's taxonomy places the organism in Eukaryota, Viridiplantae, Streptophyta, Magnoliopsida, Ericales, Theaceae. The record is from RefSeq and is a predicted model, not a curated record.
AUGAGAAACCACACCAACGGACAAAUUAACGUUAUUGCCUAUAAAUUUUAGACCACAUGACAUACACAGAGUUAAACCUCUGAAACAACCGAAUUGAAAUCCGAUAAUGUAUAUCUCUCUUCAAUUCCUUUGUCAUAUCUGAUUUACAUGCAACACAAAAUAAUAAUUAAAAAAACACAAAAAAUCUAAAACAAAUAAUUAAAAAACAACGAAAAUACAUUUUUAGAACUGGUUUUUAUUCAUUUAUCCACAUUUCUGUCUCUAUCUCUCUCUUGAUGGAUUCUGAUUUCUGGACCUCUCACCUCGCCGCCGCCGCCAAGCGGCAAUUCACGUUGCACCACCAUCAAAUCUCUCAACUGGAUGGGUUGAAUAUCGACGAUUUCGAAGCUGACGAUGAGGUACGACCAGAUUUCCCAUGUCCAUACUGUUACGAGGAUUUCGAUAUCGCGUCUCUGUGUUCCCACCUCGAAAUGACCACUCGUGCGAGUCCGAAGUCUCCGUUUGUCCCAUAUGCUCCGUUAAAGUUGCGAGGGACAUGUUGAGUCAUAUCACUCUGCAACAUGGACAUUUAUUCAAGUUGCGAAGACGUCGCAGGUUACGUAGAGUUGCAAUUCCCAACAGUCGGGCACUGUCCCUCCUGGGAAAGGAUCUUCGUGAGGCCCAUUUGCAGGUUCUUUUAGGAGACAGUGGAUAUCGAUCGAGCAAUGCUAAUUCAUCUAAUGCUGUUACUGAUCCGUUCCUUUCAUCUCUUAUUUUGAAUUUCCCUGCAUUUGAAUCAAAAGAUAUUUCAAAAUCCUUGCUAUCCAAUGUUGAGGAAAAUUCUGUUAACAGUGUGACAUCAUCACAUAUAUGGAAAGCAAGUUUUGAUCCGUCGUUGAGUUACGAAGAGCGAGAAGAAAGGAUGAGACAGGCUGCUAGAAGAGUUUUUUUUCUCCAGGACCUGCUAGCCUCGUCUCUGUUAGGUGAAUAGUGGAGCAGUAAGUUAAAAUACAAAAUAAUGAUAAAAUUAGGUUAUUCAGUAAUCCCGAUAAGAGGCAAUUUAGGUUAAUUUAACGCUUUCACAUUGUUAGACAACCCAAGGCCUCAUUCAAAUGUUUAGCAUUAGUGAGUGCUUAAUCAUUGUUUUUAUGCCUAUUCCGCUGGAGCUGUACUGCUUUCCCGAGAAAUAUCAUAUAGUUUAUAGUAAAGUUUACUCAUGACAUGGUUGUUACAGUCCAAGCUAUACCGUCUAAAGCAAAAAUUUCAGCAAGCCA